This is a messenger RNA of Kwoniella botswanensis, 612 nucleotides long. RefSeq lists its product as uncharacterized. The record is from RefSeq and is a predicted model, not a curated record. The transcript is spliced from 4 exons. Lineage: Eukaryota; Fungi; Basidiomycota; Tremellomycetes; Tremellales; Cryptococcaceae. Gene Ontology annotation, cellular component: mitochondrion. The coding region runs from base 1 to 612 and encodes 203 amino acids. Gene Ontology annotation, biological process: mitochondrial respirasome assembly.
AUGUCUAUACCGGUUCAAUCUACCAAUAAAGUCUCUUUCACCGAUUUCAUCACUAGGAAAUGUAAAGAGCAACCUUUUGUGCCGAUUGGAUGUCUCGCUACUGUUGGUGCGUUAUUGGGAGCUACAUACCACUUGAGAAAGGGGAACAGAAACAAGUUCAAUCAGUUCUUGCGAUUACGUGUAUAUGCUCAGGGCGCUACGGUGAUAGCAUUGAUGAUAUAUGGUGGAGUAGCAUUUACGAAUGAUCAACAGCAAGCUAACUAUAUUAAGAAUCGAAUCGCUCUUGGUGAGAUACCUGCCGAUACAUAUUAUCCAGGACGUCUCGACGUGCCCAAACCACCCAAAAACGCAUCUUCAUCUCGAUUCACUAUACCUGAAAACGCUCCUCCUAAAAUCGAAACCGAUUUCCCCACAUCCUUACCCGAAUCACUAUCUACCGCUGUAGAUGCUCCACCGUCCCUGUCGAAAGAAGGCGAGAGUAGUGCUGGACCAGGAGGGGCAUACCCGCUGAGGAAGGAGGAAAGGAUGAAAGUGUCUGAUUUCGCUAGGAGGUUGAAGGAAGCUGAACAAUUGCAUAAGGAGGAAGAGGCUGCUAAGAGGGCUCGUAGUUGA